Messenger RNA from Leptosia nina, 1164 nucleotides. The record is from the annotation of a GenBank genome assembly. NCBI's taxonomy places the organism in Eukaryota, Metazoa, Arthropoda, Insecta, Lepidoptera, Pieridae.
AUGAAGUUAGUUUUUAAAAAUAUAGACAAAGAUGGGAGCGGGAGCAUCGGUCUUAUACCGGAGGAAUCUGAAGAUAUGUGGCACGCUUACAACCUUAUCGCAGAAGGGGAUUCGGUCACAGCAUCAACAGUACGCAAAGUUCAGAAUGAAUCUUCUACUGGAUCCUCAACAAGUAGCAGAGUACGGACCACUCUUACUAUUUCUGUUGAAAACAUAGACUUUGAUACACAGGCGUGUGUUUUACGCUUAAAAGGCCGGAAUAUUGUUGAGAAUCAGUAUGUUAAGAUGGGGGCGUACCAUACCUUGGAUCUAGAGCUAAAUAGAAAGUUUACACUAAGAAAGGUACUUUGGGACUCUGUAGCUUUAGAAAGAGUGGAUAUGGCCUGUGAUCCAGCAAGUUCAGCUGAUGUUGCUGCAGUUGUAAUGCAAGAGGGAUUAGCACAUGUUUGUCUCAUAACCCCAUCUAUGACAUUAGUCAGGUCUAAGAUAGAUAUUACUAUACCGAGGAAACGAAAAGGAUUUGUGCAACAACAUGAAAAGGGUUUGAUGAAAUUCUAUGAAGCAGUAAUGCAAGGAAUCCUACGGCAUAUAGAUUUCAGUGUUGUGAAGUGUAUAAUUGUGGCAUCACCAGGUUUUGUGAAGGACCAGUUUUUUGAUUACAUGAUGCAACAGGCUAUUAAGACAGAUAAUAAACUUUUGAUGGAGAACAAAUCAAAAUUCCUGUUAGUUAAGGCAUCAUCUGGAUUUAAGCAUUCACUAAAAGAGGUUCUCCAAGAGCCGUCAGUAAUAGCUAAGAUAUCUGACACAAAGGCAGCAAGUGAAGUAAAACUUUUAGAAAGUUUCUACACCAUGUUGCAACUGGAGCCCGCAAAAGCCUUCUAUGGGAAAAAAGAUGUAUUGCGAGCCAAUGAAGCCCUAGCGAUUGAAACCCUGAUGAUUUCAGAUAAGCUAUUCAGAUGUCAAGACAUUCUGAAGAGAAAAGAAUAUGUCGGUCUAGUUGAUUCAGCAAGGGAGAAUGGGGCGGAUGUCAGAAUAUUUUCUAGUAUGCACGUUUCCGGUGAACAAUUGGAUCAACUAACAGGUGUGGCGGCCAUCUUGCGUUUUCCGAUGCCAGAACUUGAAGAUAGUGACGUAGAAGGCAACAGUGAUUCAGAUUCAGAUUAG